UCUACGUUCUUAUCUGUUCUAUUGAGUUUAGUGUCACUCUGUGAGACCAGUUUCCAUGGCUAGGGCACAUCUUAUAUCUUCUCCUAACGUCUCUUCACUCACAACUGGUGCAAAUCUUUGGGGCAGGAAACUCUCCUUCAACAGUAUUUACUAUGAAACUUCUCAGCUCAAAAUAAAACCUCAAACACAAUACAAUCCUUUGAGGUUUCAACAAUCAGCUUUUAAUCAUCACUACAAAGGCAUUGAAAGAGGAACAACAAACAAAGAUAGCAAUAAAAGUUAUGUUGUGAAAGCCGUGACUGUACCAUCUUCUGAGUCAGAAUCUGAAGCUUCCAACUUCAAAAACAUUGUCGACUCUGUCAAAAAUUUCAUGGCCGUUUUGUACCAAUUUAUUUACCCUUACGUAUUUUAUGGUCGAACAUCAGCUACAAUUUCUGCGUCUCUGGUUGCAGUAGAAAAACUAUCAGAUAUAUCUCCGUUGUUUUUUAUUGGUUUGUUACAGGCUUUGUUACCUUCCAUAUUUCUGGAUCUUUACGUUAAUGGAGUGAAUCAAGUCUUUGACUUUGAAAUAGAUAAGAUAAACAAACCAUAUCUUCCAUUGGCCUCUGGGAAAUUAUCCUUCAGAAAUUGUGUCUUUAUUGUUGCCUCAUCUGCAAUUUUGGGCUUAGGGAUUAACUUGAUGAUAGGUUCUACUGCAUUGAUUUGGAACUUUGUGUUGUGCGCAACAUUAUGGACUUGCUAUUCUGCCAAUUUGCCUUUCUUACGAUGGAAGAAAAAUCCGGUGCUGGCAUCAUCAGUCAUGUUAGCUUGUUGGACACAUAUACUUCCAGUUACAUACUUCCUUCAUAUGCAGACGUUUGUGUUGAAGAGGCCACUUGUGUUUACAAGAUCAUUGAUUGUUACUCUGCUGUUCUUGAGUAUCUACACCACUGGUUUAGCAUUAGGCAAGGAUAUACCUGACGUAGAAGGAGAUAUAAAACAUGGCGUUGAUACUUUCGCAGCACGUUUAGGCCAGAAAAAUGAAUAUCUACAUCCAACAAGUGAGAUAUCUGUAUUUAGAUAA
This is a messenger RNA of Vigna radiata var. radiata (mung bean), 1063 nucleotides long. RefSeq names its product glycinol 4-dimethylallyltransferase-like. The record is from RefSeq and is a predicted model, not a curated record. Gene Ontology annotation, molecular function: transferase activity, transferring alkyl or aryl (other than methyl) groups. The transcript has 11 exons. NCBI's taxonomy places the organism in Eukaryota, Viridiplantae, Streptophyta, Magnoliopsida, Fabales, Fabaceae. Gene Ontology annotation, cellular component: membrane. The coding region runs from base 56 to 1063 and encodes 335 amino acids.